AUGCCAGAAGUGGUCUUUCCACUUACGUCACGAGGAUUUACAGAGCUUACAACUGUGAUCAUCGAUCACAGUCUCACUUCGCCAACAUUAACUUCUCACUUGACGUGUUUGCAGAUCAAUAGCAAUGGUUUCAUCAAGAUCGCUAGGGGAGGUGCUGGCCGUGCUCUUCGGCACCUCGACUUGGCCUUCUGUGAGGUCUCUCUCUCGGCCAUCAAGAAGCUCAGGGGCAUCGUCAGGACAGUGACCACGGUGCAUUGCCCACUCUCUCUCGCGUUUCGCUCUUAG
Messenger RNA from Microthlaspi erraticum, 285 nucleotides. The record is from the annotation of a GenBank genome assembly. NCBI's taxonomy places the organism in Eukaryota, Viridiplantae, Streptophyta, Magnoliopsida, Brassicales, Brassicaceae.